AUCUACACCGGGUUUUUUCGGGCUCUUUUUCGCAGAGGCCAAAUAUUUGAUCCAGCGGAGUGUGCACCUCGGGUAGCAGGGCAGCGCCCCGCGGCCAGGGGCUCCCUCAGCGACCUCGCUCCGUCUCGCCCGCCGGUGCCGCCCCCACGGCGCCAUGGAUCACCAACCGAAGUUCUUCGAGAACCUCUCGGGCACCGGGAAGGCCAUCGGGGUGCUGACCAGCGGCGGCGAUGCCCAAGGUAUGAAUGCUGCUGUGCGCGCAGUAGUACGCAUGGGAAUCUAUGUAAAAGCCAAAGUGUAUUUUGUUUAUGAGGGUUACCAGGGAAUGGUUGAUGGAGGUGAUAAUAUUGUAGAAGUUUCAUGGGAAAGUGUUUCAAGUAUCCUGCAAGUGGGAGGUACAGUUAUUGGUAGUGCACGCUGCAAAUCCUUUCGUACCCGGGAGGGCCGCCUGCAGGCAGCCUACAACUUGGUUCAGAGAGGAAUCACUAAUCUUUGUGUGAUUGGCGGAGAUGGUAGCUUAACUGGUGCCAAUCUGUUCCGUGAAGAAUGGAGUGGACUGCUAGAAGAACUGGCACAGAAAGGAAAGAUUGAUGAAGAGGCUGUUAAGAAAUAUGCUUACCUUAACAUUGUGGGAAUGGUUGGAUCCAUAGACAAUGACUUCUGUGGCACUGAUAUGACCAUAGGUACUGACUCAGCCUUGCACAGAAUCAUUGAAGUUGUGGAUGCCAUCAUGACCACUGCUCAAAGCCAUCAGAGGACAUUUGUUUUGGAGGUUAUGGGGAGACACUGUGGGUAUCUAGCUCUUGUUAGUGCCUUAGCCUGUGGUGCAGAUUGGGUCUUUAUUCCUGAAUACCCACCAGAAGAAGGAUGGGAAGAUUCAAUGUGUGUUAAGCUUUCAGAGAAUCGUGCACGAAAGAAAAGGCUGAAUAUUAUUAUUGUAGCUGAAGGAGCUAUUGAUUGCCACAACAAACCUAUAACGUCAGAGAAGGUUAAGGAUCUUGUGGUUCAGCGGCUCGGUUUUGACACUCGAGUAACUAUCUUGGGUCAUGUGCAAAGAGGUGGAACCCCUUCAGCUUUUGACAGAAUUUUGGCAAGUCGUAUGGGUGUGGAAGCUGUGCUUGCCCUUUUAGAAGCUACUCCAGCUACCCCUGCCUGUGUCGUGUCCCUGUCUGGUAACCAGGCUGUCCGUCUGCCUUUGAUGGAGUGUGUGCAGAUGACUCAAGAAGUCCAGAAAGCCAUGGAUGAGGGAAGAUUUGUUGAGGCUGUGAGGCUUCGUGGAAGGAGCUUUGAAAACAACCUUAACACCUACAAAUUACUGUCGCACAAAAAACCAGAUGCUGAGCUUCCAAAGACUAAUUUUAAUGUGGCAGUCUUAAAUGUUGGUGCCCCUGCAGCUGGAAUGAAUGCUGCAGUGAGGGCUGCAGUGAGAGUUGGCAUAACUGAAGGCCAUAAAAUGUUUGCUGUCAUUGAUGGAUUUGAAGGUUUUGCUAGAGGGAAGAUAAAGGAAAUCAGCUGGGGAGAUGUUGGAGGCUGGACUGGUCAAGGAGGAUCAAUUCUUGGUACAAAACGUACCCUUCCUGCAAAAUAUUUGGAGAAGAUUGCUGACCAGAUGCGCACUAACAGCAUUAACGCCCUUAUGGUUAUUGGUGGAUUUGAGGCAUACCUCGGACUUCUGGAAUUGUCAGCUGCCCGAGAGAAAUAUGAUGAAUUCUGUGUUCCAAUGGUUAUGGUUCCUGCAACUGUAUCCAACAAUGUACCGGGUUCAGAUUUCAGCAUUGGUGCAGAUACUGCUCUGAACACUAUAACUGAUACGUGCGAUCAUUGUGGUUAUCUGGCUAAUAUGGGGGCCCUUGCGGCAGGAGCUGAUGCUGCUUAUAUCUUUGAAGAACAGUUUGAUAUUCGAGAGCUCCAGGCUAAUGUGGAACACUUGACUGAAAAAAUGAAAACCAGUAUCCAGCGUGGUCUGGUGCUGAGAAAUGAGAACUGCAAUGAGAACUACACAACUGACUUCAUUUAUCAGCUGUAUUCUGAAGAAGGAAAAGGAGUGUUUGACUGUCGAAAAAAUGUAUUGGGCCACAUGCAGCAGGGUGGUGCACCUUCACCAUUUGAUAGAAACUUCGGGACAAAAAUUUCUGCAAAAGCUAUGCAGUGGAUCUCCAAAAAACUGAAAGAAACCUACCGAAAAGAAGAAGGAAAAGUAUUUGCCAAUACUGAUGAUUCAGUUUGUUUGCUGGGAAUGCGUAGACGGAACCUUGUUUUCCAACCUGUGGCUGAGCUUAAGAAUGAAACGGACUUUGUACACAGGAUUCCCAAGGAGCAGUGGUGGCUGAAGCUGCGGCCACUGAUGAAAAUCCUGGCCAAGUACAAGACCAGUUACGAUGUUUCAGAUUCAGGCCAGCUGGAGCAUGUUGCUAGGCACAGCCCAAAGGAAGCAGAAACCGGAGCCAUCUAAAGACAUCACUUUUAGAAUAAUCUAAUAGAUGCACAUUGUGAGUAACAAUGCUUUAGAAUCGUUACAGCUUUGUUUUGUAACAUUUAAAUUAUUGUACCAGCACUUUAUGUGAAACAAGAUGUUCAGAUGUCACACAGAUUUUGUCCUGUAUUUGUGUUGUUUGAAACAAACCCUAGCAUCUAAUAGCUAAGCACUGUUUACUGAUACUACCCUUUAACAGUAAGUAAGUGCAACACCGCUCUAUGCGCUCUGUAAGUAAGUUACUCAUCUACUGCACUUUGUUUCGGAGUACUUACACCCAAAAAAGUGUAGAUGGCUAGCUUUGUGUUGAGUUACAGGAUCGUGCUUAAUGUAUCUGAAGUGAAAUAAAGUACUGUUGCAAACAUCA
Molecule: messenger RNA, 2840 nt
Organism: Pygoscelis adeliae (Adelie penguin)
Lineage: Eukaryota; Metazoa; Chordata; Aves; Sphenisciformes; Spheniscidae
Gene: PFKP
Product: phosphofructokinase, platelet
Exons: 24
Coding region: 155-2452 (765 amino acids)
Biological process (GO): fructose 6-phosphate metabolic process; fructose 1,6-bisphosphate metabolic process; canonical glycolysis
Cellular component (GO): membrane; cytoplasm; 6-phosphofructokinase complex
Molecular function (GO): AMP binding; monosaccharide binding; identical protein binding
Source: RefSeq, a predicted model, not a curated record